GCCAUGGAAUCCCCAAGUGCCGCCGCGUUGCGAUGGAUUGAAUCGAAAACGAAGCAGUCGCCGCCGACACCGGACACGACGCUUUGCGAGUACCUGCGCGACGGUCGAGUGCUGUGCAUGCUCGCGAAUGCACUGAGUGAGACGAAUGAAGUCCGAGUGCGAUCACCAGACAGGUUUCGCACGUACCAUGCGCUCGAAAGCGUGUCACUGUUUCUUCGGUGGGCGAGGGACCGUGCGUCCAUCGGGGACAAUGUCAUGUUCACUUCUGCACAACUGAUUGACGAACAGGACGAAGAUGCCGUGCUGGCAUGUCUCCGUGCGUUGGAAGCCAAAUUCCGAUUCCAGACGGUUGCCGUGCUGCCCACGGCUGACGCCGUUGCUUCCUCCCAGAAAUCAUCGACCCCUGCUCUCACCCCAUCCGUCGUCGAAGUGACAGUGGAGUCGUCCAAGUCUACGUCGUCGACUACUUGCACAGCGGUCCUCACUCUGCCACCCGCAGAAGAGACUCGAGUGAACGUAGUGGAACGCAUCCAGCAGAUGCAUCGGUCAGGCGUGGAGUCCGUACGAACAUCUCCUCGUCGACGCCAAGUGCCGUCCCCCAAACAAACCAGCCCGCCUCCAUGUGCACCACCUUCACGGGUCGACCCGCCUCCUUCCGUGCCAUCGCCUCUCGCUCCGCCGAGUCCACGAUCGCUAGUCAAUCCUGCGACAACCGCAUGUUCAAGUUCUCCAAACCCUCGGCCGUUGACCAAGUCCACGUCGAAACUAGCACUUUUCCUGUCGUCUACUCCGGCGACUCCAGCUACUAUUAUCAAAGCUCCUCCACAGCCGCCGUCCCGUCUCGCCUCUUUGAGCUCUGCGUCGGAUGUUGCUGUGGAAGUCAACUCGAUCGAGCCACCGCCACAUUCUUCGACAACGGUGGCACCGGCUGCGGACCGCAGCUCUCCCACAAACACCACAGCGUCCGCGCCAAUCGUGGCAACCGAGGCGCCGUUGGAGUCUACAAAACUCUCGCCGUCCCCGCCGCGUCAACGAAACAAAAUCGCGUCGGCCUACUUAGCUGCCAUCGAAAGCAACUCGUCAUCAGCGAUGCCGCCAACGCCAGAGCGUGCUUUGUCACCCAAGAGACUCUUGUCGCCAGUCCCGACGGCGACAUGGCCAGUACCGCCAAAAGGCCAAGCUUUCACUUCACCAAACCCAGUCCACGUUCCUCCCUCGCCGGUCAAAGUUGAGCCAGUCGCGACAGUAGAUACCGCACAGGUGCUCGGCGAGGCCACACGAGGCGGCCGAGAAUUUGAACCCCUCACGACCACCGACGCAACGACGACCCCCUCAGCCGCCAUCGUGGUGACGAUCCCGAGUUUGAGUGCUGGCGGUUUUGAAUUCGCUUGGUCACGCGAGCGCGAGUCGGUGGUCUUGUUGCUGCACCAGCAACCGAUGUGGCCGCAUUGGACCCUAUCGUCGAUCAACGGAGUGCUGCUAUCGACGCAUGGACGGUCGUCGUUGGCCGAGUCGCGCCGCGUGUUUCGAGAAUUGUCGGCGCCGUUUGAAUGCCGAUUCGAGUCGUGGCGAUAACGACUAGGUCGAAUAAUGCAAUGUCAUGUGUGUGUGUGUGUGCACCGACCGAA
This is a messenger RNA of Aphanomyces invadans, 1628 nucleotides long. RefSeq lists its product as hypothetical. Gene Ontology annotation, molecular function: protein binding. The coding region runs from base 4 to 1575 and encodes 523 amino acids. The transcript has a single exon. The record is from RefSeq and is a predicted model, not a curated record. NCBI's taxonomy places the organism in Eukaryota, Oomycota, Saprolegniomycetes, Saprolegniales, Verrucalvaceae.